Molecule: messenger RNA, 2529 nt
Organism: Anopheles marshallii
Lineage: Eukaryota; Metazoa; Arthropoda; Insecta; Diptera; Culicidae
Exons: 6
Coding region: 1-2529 (842 amino acids)
Biological process (GO): proteolysis
Molecular function (GO): serine-type endopeptidase activity
Source: RefSeq, a predicted model, not a curated record
AUGGCCUUUCGAAGAGAAUGGUGCUGCAUGGUGGUAGCGUUUUUGAUGUUUUGUGCCGUUAGUCUAACAGCAACUGCUCCGCAAUCAGAUGGGACAAUUCAACGUGAAGGGCUCGAUAUGCAAAAGUGUGGUGUUCCGAAGGUUGCUGUUCGCAGUCGCAUCACUGACGGUGAAAUCGCAAUCGAGGGUCACUGGCCCUGGCAUGGUGCACUGUUUCAUCUAAACGAUUACCAGUGCGGUUGCACGUUGAUCAACGAGUUAUUUGUGCUGACAGCUAGUCAUUGUGUGUACGAUAGUGAUACAGGUUACAAAAUUAGUGAAAAGUUGGUACACAUUAGGCUGGGUAUGCAUCGACUGUCGGCCAACGGUACUGGCCCAAUGGUGUCGUUUGCGGUGCGCAAGAUCAUCCCACACGCGAAAUUCGUUCCAAACAGCCAUAAACAUGACGUGGCAAUGGUGCGGCUCAACAGAACCGUACAGUUUACGAAUCACAUUCAACCAGUUUGCCUGGAUCUGACCGAAACGAUAUGGGUCGAGUAUUUGGCGGACGUAUUCGGCACGGUUGUGGGCUGGGGUCUGACCGAGAAGAAUCGCAUCUCAGACGAGCUGCUGAAGGCGGAGCUCCCGAUAGUACGCUAUACAGACUGCGUCGAAAGUAACCCUGACCUCUACGGCCGGCUCAUCUACAGCGGGAUGUACUGUGCGGGAAUUUUAAACGGCACAAGCCCAUGCAACGGUGACAGUGGUGGCGGGAUGUACAUUUACCGUGACAAGCGGUGGUUUCUGCGGGGUAUAGUUUCAUUUUCGGGCAUUCGAGAGGGUACUAACUACUGCGACUCGUUUAGCUACGUCGUGUUUAUGAACGUACCGUACUACGUGAAAUGGAUUGCGACGGAGGUGGAUGCAGCACGGGACGAACUGUUGAAAGAUUCCUCGACCACAGUGAAACCGAACCUAUCCAACCGAUGGGAUUCCGAUCUGAACGAAGACUACAAGGAAGAUAACAUCUAUUCGCUGCGGAUGGAAAUGGAUGGUGACAGCUCCUUGGUCGUACCCAGAAUGGAUCAGGAACUGGCCAGGGUUUGGAUGCGUUCCGUGCGCUGUGGAGAGACUGUGACACUUUCGUGCAAACGGUCUGCAGGUCUUGCCCACAAGACAAUACGCUGGUUUAAGGUGGAAAACGGAGCACGGACAUUUUUGAUUGAAAAUGAAACGCUCAUCUACCGUGACGUGCGCUAUCAUCAUGCUGGAGAAUAUUGGUGUCAGGUGACCGACGACACCGGUACAUUGCACGAAACUGGUUUGCGGCUGUCCGUGACACGGGUACCGAUACGUUUCCAGCAGGGUGAAAACAUAUCGUACGUCGCGUAUGACGCGCUGGUGGACGAUCGAUUGUCCACCCAGUUCAGUUUCGAGUUGACCUUUAGAACGAACGAAUCGGAUGCGCUACUGUUCCACAAGCCACCGAUAACUGACGUGGAGAGCUGGUCCUUUUCGUUGCUGCUCGAACGCAACCGCCUUACGCUACGCAUCGUUCCUCCCGGUCAGUUGGAAAAGGUUUUUCGAAGCGUCAAGCUACAGCUACAACCCACCCGCUGGCAUACGGUACUGGUGAGCAGCUAUGACGGUCAGGGAUUGAUGGCACUAGACGGGCAAUAUCUGUUGGGAUUUGAGGGUCAUAUAGUGCAGCAUCGAGUCGAUCGAUACUACAUUGCAAAUGCACCCGGCCUUAGAACGAUCGGUUUCAGUGGUUGUGUGAGCCGAUUGAUGAUAAACGAUAAGGUGCUGCACUUGGAGCGAGACUUGGCCGAGCGUAUCAACGUGGGACAAUGCGAGUUUUGCAAUUCCGAGCAAUGCAAUAUGAGUCCGUGCCCCGUGGGACAACAGCACUCCUGCAUAAAUUACGUCUGCAGCGAGGGACGAUGUGACGGUCCGGAUGUUUUGUCGCCCCAGGAUGACUGUGAUUUCGGUGCAGGACCGUACACACGGGGACUUAGGUUCCAGCACAAUAGUUACGCUUCCUAUAGGAGUUUCCUACAGGCGGUACUAACUGUUGAUUUGCAGCUUCAGCUCCAUGGUUUGACCGAUGGAAUCGUACUCCAUACCGCGGAGCACAGGCGCGGUUUUGGCAAGUUUAUUACGGUACUGGUGAAGGCGGGACGGAUUGAGCUGCGAUUUACGACCGAUGCACAUCUGCAUACGAUUUAUCUCGAGUCCACCGCCAAGCUGAUGAUAGGCAGAUGGUAUCGAUUGCAGGCUGGAUACCGAGAUGGGUACGUCUACUUGCAAGUGGACGAUGAGCAGGAGGUUGCCCGAAGCGUACUUGGAACGGUGUUCCCUACCGAUCGGCAGCUGGUUGUAUUCGUCGGCGGUGUUCGCUGGCAGGGCUUCAUAAACCGCCACAAAGAUGUGAAACAAGGGUUGGAUGGGUGCAUAAAAAGGCUCAAACUUUCCGGACUUCCGGUGGAUCUGGUGGACGAUAUGGUGGAAUCCGCAAAUAUACGCAGCUGCCUGGACGAGACGAGCUAA